UCUCCUCCUCCUCCCACUUCCUCCGCACAGCGCGGGCUGCCGGCCGAGGAGGGGCAGCGGCCCCCGUUCCCCCGUCCGCGCCGAGCCCCCAGCCGAGCCCGUAGCGAUGCGCCGGGGGAGGCACCGCGCCGCAGCCGCAGGAAGGCCAGCUCACCUCUCCGGUGGCGACACCGGCACCAGCGUAUAAAUGGCCUCAAAACGGUACUCGCAGUCUGCAGGCCCCGUGAUCUUCAAGAAGCUACCUCGUCUGGAGCCCGCCCCCAGCUUCCUGCCCAGCAAAAUCUCAGGCUCAUCCAGCCCCGAGCCCCACCCUGGCUCUGAAACCCAUUUCAACUACAAGGGCUCCUACUUUGCCUGCCCGCUGCAGAGCCCCGAGGGCCCCCAGCAGCCCCCGGCUGGCUGGAGCCCCACGCCCACCUACCUGCACUACGGCCCCGGUGCCCUGAGCCAGCCCGUGCCGGCCGAGGCGCCGCUGCUGGGCUUCCUGCUGUACCCACCAGAGAGCCUGGGCAGCAGGCUGCAGCGCCUGGACACCCAGAAGAGCAAGGACAGCCUGAGCCAGGAGCAGCCGAUGGCCAGAAAGAAGCUGGACAGUCCCAGGUGCCCCUUGCCGGUGAAGAAGCCAGUAGUGGUGAAGAAGACAGCUCCUCUAGCAGUCCCCAAGCCGGUGUACGGAGCCCCCGCCUCCUUCCUGGCUCCCAGGAUGGCUCUGCUACUGGGAACACAAGCAGAGAGCCUGCAGCAGCGACCAGGGGAGGCAACUUGGGCCCUGCCCCCUGCCACCCACCCUCUGCACCCCAGUGAGCCCCACAAGAGUGGUCCUAGUGUUGACCACAGCCUCCUGCCGCUGCCCUCCAGCUUGGCCCUGCCUUCCAGAGAGCAGCUGAGCUCCCCCGCUGCCUUACCCCACUACUGCAUCACCUUUGAUAAGUACAGGUCACCCCCCAGCACCCCGUUCCUGGAAGCAAGUUGUCCCUCUGCCCAGAGCCAGAAGAAGGUGCCGGAGGUCCCCAGCCUCAGCCUGGACCCCUGGCCCAAGCUGCAGCCACCUGACAGCAGCCCAGUGAUGCAGGAGAGGUCAGCAAUGUGCUACCCAGCCUCCCCAUACCCGCUGUCACCCCACAGAUCUGGCCCCCUCUGCCACCCCCCAGCUCCCAGUGUGGGAGAGCCCAGCGCCCUGCCCAGCUUUGGCUACGUGGGGAGCAGGGAGCCCUUUCCCAGCACCUACCUCAAGCCCCAAGAGCCCAGGAGUCACUUUCCCAGCCCCUUGGAGCCCUACAUGCCGAGGACAGCGGGUGCCAGGCUGAGGGAUGCUGAGCCGGCCAGGGAUGCCGAGCUGCCCAGGAGCAGCGGGUACCCGGGGUUUGCCGUCAGCCCGGGCGAUGCGUCCGUGUUCCACGCCUCCUUUCCCGGCAUGGAGCCGGGCUGUGAGCAGCACAGGGCAGACAGUCCGCAGUGGCGAGCAGGACCGAGGCACAGCAGCGCUUUCCAGCCCGUCUGCGCCUCAGAGAAACUUUCGGGGGGCUCCGGUGGGCUCGCUGAGAUGUUUCCCGAGAGAGGAGGGAGCUGGGAGAAACCCAGGCGAGGGGAGGAGGAGCCUCUGUACCCCGGGAGGAGGAACAGCAGCCCAGCCCCUCAGGACACCCCCCAUGGGGAAGGAAAUGCCUGCAAGGUCAAGGAUCCAGCCAAGGAGCUCAUCUGUCCUUCUCCGUCUGUGACCCCCAUUAAAGGGCUGAAAGACAAGAGGGACACCAAAGCUUUGUCAUCCUCCCCACCAAUGCCUGUGAUCCACAACGUCUUCAGCCUGGCACCUUACCAGGAGUACCUGGAGAAGGCCAACGGCACAGACUCCAUCCUGUUCUGCAGGAAGCAUCUGUGGGAGGACUCUUCACCCCAAAACAUGGGUGGCAGCCAGGAGCCUGCUGCCCUCAGAAUUGUCUCGGUGGUGUCCAGCCUGAGGUCGGGUAGAGAUGCAGUGCAGAGCCAAGAGGAAAGCUGCUACAGGAGCAUCCCUAAAAAGCCAAAGCCUGUGCCCCAAGAGCUGGAGUCUCAGGAGGGCAGCCCUGACAGGGUGGGCACCGAGGAGCCACCCCCUAAGGAAAUGGUGCUGGACCUUAGCUUCAAGAAGAGACUGGUAGAAGCUGGGGACACCCAGAGACCCUCUGGCUGUGCGGAGGGGACACUGGACCGAGAUUAUAAGGACGAGAAAGAGGCUGCAGGAGGGAAGGUGGGGUUGGGAGAGGGGGCGCAGCCCCGGAUGCCUGAGGAAGACUCAGGGGACAGGAGCAACUUCCAGAGCUCAGCCAACUUCAUGUUCCAAAAAUACAAGCUGCUGCCCUCCCUCCCACCCAGCACUGAGCCACCCCAGCAGGAUGGCAGCUCUCAAGUCCCCCAGCCCAGCCCCCCCAGCAGCACCCCCACACCAGCUCACCCAGCCUCCUCUCCAUCCAGCAACCCCCCAUUCCCAUCAUCUGGCCCCCAGCUUAGCAUCAUCCUAGCCCCAAACCCUCCCCAGAUUGUGCCUCCCAAAGCCCCCUCCACUCCAGAGGAGGAGAAGGUGUUGGUGGUCAAGAAGGUUGAUGUUGUCCCCUCACGGAGCCCCUCGGGGCAGCACUUCACCACCCUGCACACCUUGCUCUGUGACACGAUUUCUGGCUCGGUGUCCCGCUCCUCCCCAGAGCUCCUGCGGCAGUGGCUGAAGAAGGCUGAGCUGGCAGAAGAGCUGGGAGAGAUGCCCAAAUCCCUGCCCAGCCCCAAAGAUGGCUCCAAGGCUCCCAAUCCUCAGAAGCCCAGCAAUGGCAAGGAGAUCUGGCUGGCUUUCCAAGACGUGGCCGCGCUCCUCACCAAACUGCUCUCCCAGCUGAAGACCUUCAUGUCCGCUUGCCCUUUCCCCCACGUCGUCCGGGCGGGAGCCAUCUUCAUCCCCAUCCACGUGGUGAAGGAGAAGCUCUUCCCAAAGCUCCCCGGGAGCUUCGUGGACCAAGUGCUGCAGAAGCACAAGGUGGAGCUGCGUCCCACCACUCUCUCAGAGGAGAGGCACCUGAGGGACCUGGAGCUGAAGAGCUGCACAUCCCGCAUGCUGAAGCUCCUGGCGAUCAAGUGGCUUCCUGAAAUCUACCCUGACCUGCUCAACCUCCACUGGCACAGCUCCAUCCAGGAGCAGCUCGAUUCAAGCUCGGAGACUGGCCAGCAGCCUUCCAAGUAGCCCUGUCCUGGAGGCACUGAAAACUGAUGGCAAAGCAACAGCCACAGAGAGAUCAAGGAAAAGGAGGCACUGAGGAAUGUGUCAAGGGCAACAGCCAAAUGAUGACGGGGAUGGGAAGGUCCCAGGUCCCCAGAGUCGAGGAUGCCGACACCACCAGCAGCCCUGCAGGCAGGUGCUCAGGUCCCACUGGCAUCAGGAUCAUCCAGGAUACUGAUACCUUGCCAGGGACCCUCUGGGGAUGCUGCUCAGGGUGGAGAACAGCUCAGUGGUUUUCCAGGGACACACACACACACAGAUGCUGCUGGCGGGUUAUCCGGGCCCGCAGGCUUGGGCUCGAGCCCCUCACGGCAGCUGCAGCAGCUGCUUUUCUUUGAGUGGAUCAUCUUUCAGUGCAUCUCCUGCCUCCUUCUGUGAUUGCCCUGGGAGUGGCUGGAGUUCCAGUGAAGCUGGAGCAAGAGGAGCAUGAAAAUGGCCACAGCACCGUCCCCAGCCUUGGAAAAAGGGACUGCAGGGAUGACAUCCCACCUCCUCCUCUCUCUGAAUCCCCCUCCUGCUUUAUCCAUGCCUUUCCCAAUAAAGAUCCCCUUCCUCUAGGAUUUUUGCCUUUAAAGUGCCACAAAGACAUGGCACAACAGCAAGGGCAAGGGAAUCAUGACUUCCAUAGUCCCAGGACUAAGUUGGUUUUGUCAUAAAUGAAGACAUUUUACAAAUGUUCUGGAUUUACCUUUAUAAGGAGCUGCUGCCUUCAGGUCAUGUGUUUUGGGGUUGUUUUUUUCUUUAAAUACAGUAAUUUAUACGUGUCUUUUUAUUUAAACUAAAAGGCUGCAAGAAACAUUUAAAGACUCUUAAAGAAAAGAAAACCAAAUCACUUCAUAUCCCAGAUCCUGUCCCAGAGGAGAAUGUGGGAGAUGCACGUUUAGGGACCAGCUCGGUGGAGACUAAAGGGGCAGAGAGGGGAAUGAUGCUGCCAGACCUUGGAAGGAAGGAUCCUUUCAUCCCAAAGGGUUAUGGGCGUGCCAGGAGGGAUGUGGGCAUCCCAGGACUAAUGGACAGCCCCACACCCUGGGGGGCUGCAGCAGGGUACACAGCAGAGGCCUUAAAAUCUCAUCGCUCAGGUGUUCUUCAAGCUGCUGCAGGGCAUGGAGGAGAACAAAACAAGGGUUAUUCGAAUUUUUUAUUCCACUACAGGGAAUAUUUAUUUUAAACUAAGAAGAUGGGGGAGGUGUGGGGUGUGGGUAGAAAUGACCCUACCUAAACUGUACUUAUUUUAGCCAAAAGGUGUGUUUGCUACUGGGGGAUUUCUGUGGGUGCCUUCCUGUUUUCUGUGGGGAUGGGGUGGCUGUGGAUGGGUUGGGUAAGGGGAAUGCUGCUGUUCUCCUCACUCCCCCCCCACCACUCCAUGCCUGUGCACGGUGAUUCGGAAAGCAGUGUUUGUUAAUAAUGUUGAUUUUGUACAUAUAAAGGUUCCAGGGAAGAAAGUUCCUUCCCUUUAUUUAAUUUUUUGGUAAGAACAUGAAGAGUUGCCUCA
Molecule: messenger RNA, 4733 nt
Organism: Motacilla alba alba
Lineage: Eukaryota; Metazoa; Chordata; Aves; Passeriformes; Motacillidae
Gene: PRMT2IP
Product: chromosome 10 C15orf39 homolog
Exons: 4
Coding region: 188-3205 (1005 amino acids)
Source: RefSeq, a predicted model, not a curated record